This is a messenger RNA of Phragmites australis (common reed), 1766 nucleotides long. Its product is annotated as putative disease resistance protein RGA4. Gene Ontology annotation, molecular function: ADP binding. The record is from RefSeq and is a predicted model, not a curated record. The coding region runs from base 107 to 1648 and encodes 513 amino acids. The transcript has a single exon. NCBI's taxonomy places the organism in Eukaryota, Viridiplantae, Streptophyta, Magnoliopsida, Poales, Poaceae.
GCACUAACGACUCUAAAACAUGGUCAAGAGCGCACACAUGACACAUCAAUGGAUUUUCUCCUGAAAGUCUUCUAGAUCCACUCCUCUCUUGCUACAAGAACUCGCCAUGGCGGAGGCCAUCUUCUCCGCCGUCAUCGGGGACGCUGUCAGCAGAGUGAUUUCUCUCCUCACCGGAUACUUCAGUCAGCAGCGGAGCUCCGAAGUUAAGCUGCGAAGGAUAUGCGAUAUGCUCAUCAGGAUCCACAGCGUGGUGGAGGAGGCAAAAGGGCGGCAGAUUGAAAACCACGGCACCCUCGAGUGGCUCUCGGAGCUCAUCGACGGCGAGUACCAGGGCCGUUACCUGCUCGACACGAUCGGGUAUGGCGAGCAUGAGCUUGAAGAUGAUGAGCACGGUGAUGACAAGGUAACUGCUCCCCAAGUUUCUUCCUCCUUGUCCUUGUUUAAUCCCGCGAAGCGCAUGAGGGUCGCUGCGUGUGCCGUGAAGAGCGUGCUAAGGUUGCGCCGCGAUCUCGGUCUUGGUGAUAUUGACAGGGUGCUAGAGAGCUUGCAGCGAGUGUCUGGUGAUCUCAGGGAGUUCAUCAUGCUCCUGCAAAGCUGUCGGCCAGUCCGCCGGCCUCUAGCAACAAGCAUCUUUAUAGACGGACAGAUGUUUGGUCGACAUGUUGAGAAAGAGAGGAUCGUCAAUUUCCUUCUGCACGACAGCGGUGUUCACUUGACGGGGGAAUUGGGUGUGCUGCCGAUUGUUGGUGACAUCGGUGUCGGGAAGACGACACUGGUGCAGCACGCUUGUGAUGAUGUUAGGGUGCGCAGCCACUUCCCGGUGAUCGUGUUGUACAAUUUCUCGUGUACAUACGCUGUCGCAACGAACGGAGGGACGGCUGUUCUGUGGUCAAAGCAUGUCAUCGGAGAUGCUGGAAAUUUGAAAGACCCACUGCAACUAGUCAGGGGCAAUUUUCACAACAAGAAGUUCUUGAUGGUGUUUGAGGAUGUCGACAUGCAUAAGAAGCAGAUGUUGGAAGAGCUAUUGCCAAUCCUUAGAUGUGGCAAAAAGGGGAGCAAGAUCAUUUUCACAACAAACAACAGGCGUAUCGCCAGCUUGGGAACCGUGGAGCCGAUCAUACUGAAGGUCUUGCCCUGCCCCGAGUACUGGUUCUUCUUCAAGGCACACGCAUUCGCAGGCAGAGACAUCGAGGAGAACCAAAGGCUUGUAGCAGUAGGCAAAGCUGUUGCGAGGAAGCUUAACGGGUCAUUCUUUGGUGCGAAGAUCGUCGGAGGAUUGCUCAGGGAUCAUCCAAAUCCCAAGUUUUGGAGUAAAGUCCAGAGGAGCAACAUUGGGGGCCUCUCUCUGCUUGGUGAUGGCCUUGGUUACAUUGCAGAUCUGUCUGAGAAUCUACUGCCGACUCAUGUGGUCAUGGCCUUGGUGACCAUUUCUAAGGUUCCCUGGGCCUCUCAGACGGCAUUGGCCAGGUUCCAGGAUCUGUGUGAGCCUCAUGGCACUAGGGCCACCUGUUUGGCAGACGAUGUCCUCUUUGCAAGAGUAUUGUUGUGCAAGUCAGUGAUGCCGUUCUAUAAUUGUUACUACAUUGCUUCUUGCACUAUAGGUUCUAUAGGUUCAUCAAACAGUUGUUCAGAGCUCACUGCAGUUUAGUUUGAUAUCUCGUGGGAUCAUCUCUAGUUAGUGUUAUGGGAAAUUAAGGCCUUUAUGUAAUCGACAGGUGUUUCCUUCUGUACAAAAGAGCUCUCAAAGUAAUGCUUUUGUCUGUGUU